This is a messenger RNA of Rotaria sordida, 2372 nucleotides long. The record is from the annotation of a GenBank genome assembly. Lineage: Eukaryota; Metazoa; Rotifera; Eurotatoria; Philodinida; Philodinidae.
AUGGCUGAUCAUUUAAUUGAUAUUUCAACAACCUUUUCAUCCCGGAAUAAUCGAAAAGAUAGUAAUUAUUUAAUCGACGCACUUGGUGUUAAAUCCUACGGAACAAUUAUUUUUGACCAUAAUCAAUCAAACAGAGCCAAUUUUAUCCGAAUACCAUCGGAUGCAUCAACAUUAUAUGUUAAACAAUUACUUGUUCGACGAUGUCAAAAUAAACGUCCAUCACUUGUUAUAUCAGUAACUGGCAGUACGAAAGAAUAUAGUAUGAAAUCAAAAUUAUUUCGAAUAUUUCGUCAAGGUCUUCUUAAAGUGGCCAAAACAACUGAUAUUUGGAUAAUCACAGGUGGUGUUAAUACAAGUAUUACAAAAUUAAUCGGAGAAAUAAUUCGAACAAAUCCCGAUCCAUCUCAUCCUAUUCAUUUAAUUGGUAUUGCUCCAUGGGGAUGUAUAUCGGGUGUUGAACAACUUGAUGUUCAUGGAACAAACGUUAUUUAUGUGAAAUCGAAAACUGGUCAAAAUAAUGAAAUAUCUCUGGAACCAAAUCAUACACAAUUUAUUUUUAUUGAUGAUGGAACUACACAUCAAUAUGGAGGUGAAAUUGAAUUUCGUAUUCGAUUGGAAAAAGCUUUUUCAGGAGAAUCAUUUAUAUUACAAAAUAAACAACAAAAUUCAUCAGACAUAAAUCAGAAUGAUAAUAAAUCAAUAUCAUCAUAUUCACAAUCAGACAAUAUACCUGUGGUUCUUCUUGUCAUAGAUGGAGAACUUGAGACAAUUAAAAAAGUUCAUGAGAGUGUUAUUAAAAAUAAAAUUCCUGUUGUCCUUUUGGAAGGUACCGGUGGUUGUUGUGAUUUAUUUGCUAAAUGUUAUCAUUUAUAUAAUGAAUAUCAUUCGAAAUCGCGAACAUCUGUUGAAACAAAUGUUGAUCAAUCAUAUUUAUUGGAAAGAAAUGAACAAAUAAAGAAUAAACUUCGUGAAAGAUUACAAACAAUUAAUGAUAAAAUAAAUAUAUAUCCAUUAGAUAUAGAUAAAGAAAUGAAUUAUUUUGAAUUAAUUUAUGAAUGUAUUGAAAAGCAAAUGAUACUUUUAAAUUUUAUUGAUUUUAAAGUUCAUAGUCAUGUUGAAAGAGAUAUUGAUUUAGCCAUUUUACAAGCUCUUCUUAAUGCACCAAAUUCUACUGAAAUAAAUGUUGAACAAAAACUUGAACAAUUAAAUUUAGCAUUAGAAUGGAAUAGAGUUGAUAUUGUCAAAAGUUUAAUUAUGAAAGAGGAUCAAGAUUGGAUAAACUAUAUAUUAAGACAUAAUUUUAAUGAUCCAUUACAAUCAAUAUAUAAAGAUAUAAUUCAACCACUUAUUGGAACUUUUUUUGAAGUUGAUGAUGUUUUCGAUUCAGAUGGAAUUUCAUACAAUCAUGAUCAACAUACUGACAAUAACAUACAAUCUGAGGCUACAACAUGUUUUCAUGCUAAUCAAAUGGAUAUUGAUAAAGAACUCUUUCUUUGGUCGGUAUUGACAAGUAAACAUGAAUUAGCUUUACUUUUUUGGGCUCGAGGAAAAAAUAAAAUUUGUGCUGCUUUGAUUGCAAUGUUACUUAAUAAAAGAAAAGCACAAAAAGAAAAACAUUUAAGAUAUAAUGAAUGGGCAGAUCAAUUUGAAAAUUUAGCUGUAGAAAUUCUUGAAAAAUUUUAUCGUAUACAUCCAUCUCAAUGUGCCAAAGCAAUUAUUAGAGAAAUUCCACAAUUUGGUAAUGUUACUUGGUUACAUUUAGCGGUUAUGGCAGAAGCGAAAUUAUUUAUUGCACAACGAGCUGUGCAAAAUGUACUUAAUAGUAUUUGGUAUGGAUAUAUUGACCGUCGAAUAGGAAAUACAAAAAUCAUAUUUUCAACCAUAAUGCUUUGGUAUAGUGGAUUCCUUCCUUAUCAUAAAGAAUUAGUUGAAAUAAAUGACAAUAUUCACUUUACGAAGGUAAACGAUAGACAGAGUUUCAUUCGACAUGAUGCGCCACCGCAAUCACAAUAUAUGACUGACAAAUCUAUAGAUAUGGCACAAUGUAAAUUAAUGGAAGAUGAACAAGAAACAUUGGAUUCUAAUGUUGAUAAUACUUCGCUAAUAAAAAAAUCUGGUUUGAAACAAUAUUGGGAAAAUAUUACAAAAUUUAUUGAUGCUCCAUAUGUUAAAUAUCUGUACAACUUGUAUUCUCAUGUUAUAUUUCUUAUGUUAUUCUCUUAUGUUAUCUUAUGUGAUUUUUUUCCAUUGUAUGAAUUUCAAUCAGAUAAAUGUCUUUUGGGUACGGAAGAAAAUUUAUAUCAGGAGAUAAAAAAUUCCAAUGAAUCAUUAAGAUAUAGUCUUCAUCCUCGUUCUCGACCAUCAACAACUGA